Messenger RNA from Sphenostylis stenocarpa, 1416 nucleotides. The record is from the annotation of a GenBank genome assembly. NCBI's taxonomy places the organism in Eukaryota, Viridiplantae, Streptophyta, Magnoliopsida, Fabales, Fabaceae.
AUGGAUCUUGAACAGCAACCAUUGAAGCUUCACUUCAUUCCUUACCUAGCACCGGGCCAUCUCAUACCUCUCUGCAGCAUAGCCACGCUCUUUGCCGCACGUGGGCACCAUGUCACCGUCAUCACCACUCCCUCCUACGCCCAAAUCCUUCGCAAAUCCAGCCCCUCUCUCCACCUUCACGUCGUCGACUUCCCCGCCCGAGAAGCCGGCCUCCCCGACGGCGUCGAAAUCAUGUCCGCCUCCACUGACCUAGAAAGCGCCUCAAAGUUCCACCGCGCCACCAGGCUCCUCCGCGUCCCCAUUGCCCGCUUCUUGGAGCAGCACCCACCCGAUUGCGUCGUCGCCGACUUCCUCUUCUACUGGGUCCAUGACUUGGCGAACAGUCUCCGCAUCCCAAGACUCGCCUUCAACGGCUUCUCCCUAUUCACCGUUGCCGCCAUGGAGUCCGUCAAAUCACACCCAGAAAUUCACUCCGACGCCGGCCCCUUCGUCAUCCCCGAUUUUCCUCAGCACAUCACCGUGAGCUCUAGACCACCUAAGACGGCCACUGCCUUCUUGGAGAGGCUUCUAGGAACCGAGAUCAAGAGCGACGGUCUCAUCGUGAACAACUUCGUGGAACUUGAGGGAGAAGAGUACAUCCAGCACUACGAGAAAACCUCGGGCCACAAGGCCUGGCAUCUCGGGCCAGCCUGUCUGGUCACAAAAAGUGGCGACGACAGGGGCGAGAAGAGCGUGGUGAGCGAGAACGAGUGUUUGAGUUGGAUGAACUCGAAGCAGGCGAAGUCGGUCGUGUAUGUAUGCUUCGGGAGCAUGUGUCAUUUUCCGGAUAAACAGCUUUACGAGAUAGCGUGCGGGUUGGAACAAGCGGCGCAUGGUUUCGUGUGGGUGGUUCCGGAGAAGAAGGGGAAGGAGAAUGAGAGCGAGGAGGAGAAGGAGAAGUGGCUUCCAAAGGGGUUUGAAGAGAGGAAUGCAGAGAGGGGGUUGAUUAUCAGGGGCUGGGCCCCCCAGCUGCUUAUCCUGGGUCACGCCGCUGUGGGUUGCUUCCUCACGCACUGCGGUUGGAACUCUACCUUGGAGGCCGUUACAGCUGGAGUUCCGAUGGUGACGUGGCCGGUGGCAGGGGAUCAGUUCUACAACGAGAGGCUGGUGACUGAGGUGCGUGGGAUCGGGGUGGAGGUGGGGGCGACUGAGUGGAAAGAUGUUGGGUAUGGGGAGAGGGAGAAGGUGGUGAGCAGAGAUAGCAUCGAGAAGGCUGUGAGGAGGUUGAUGGACGGCGGUGAUGAAGCUGAGGAAUUCAGACGCCGUGCGCAAGAGUUUGGCCAUAAGGCUAUGCGGGCUCUUCAGGAAGGAGGCUCCUCCCACAACAAUUUAACUGCCCUCAUUGCUCAUCUCACCCGCUCCAGAGACGCACGCUAA